AACGGGGAAGUCCCUUAACGUAUUGCGUGUUUUACUGAUAAUUCAGUUAAUUGUUAUUAAAGAUCAUCGAUAAUAAUGGGUGCAUCAUUUUCAAGUCGAGCAGACGAUUAUUCCGAUGACGAUUCAUGUUCCGAAGAUGACGGUAACGAAGUCUCAUGCAAUCAACCCAUCAGUGAUGAAGAUGAAGACAUUUGUUUGGAUUCUACUGACACCACAGAUUCGGUUUUAUCCCACCCAGCAAUGCCAAUAACACUAAAUUUGGACCAAGUAAUGUCAAUUGAAAACGAUUUGGACGACUACGAAAAAGUCGCCCUUGUCUUUUUGCUUUACGAAGACCCAAAAUCAGCGUUUGAUCAACUAACAAGCUUGCUCCAAGGCUCCCACGACAAGCUUUUGUUUAAUUGGGCGAUUCACGAAAACGCAACCGCUCAAAAAUGGCAAGAAAAGCUAGUCGAGGCACUUUGCAUCAUCCAAAACUACCAAAUUAUCUCAAGUUUGGGCUUCAAACGGGAAGACCUAACCGCCCGGUUUUUACCACAUCAUAUUUUCACUCACGCUUAUGUUAACAAAGUCCGAAAAGCGCUGUAUUUCGUCUGCGAGGCUUUGCAGCAGAAAGACGUUGCUAGUUUACUCAAUUUAGUGUGUAAAGACUUCAGGGACAAAGGAUUUGAUUUCAAAUGCAUCAAUACGCAAUUCCUGGAACUGUAUUUACUACAUUGGGAAAUUGUGGAGUACGUAAAACUGGACGAUUUGAGCAAUUUAUGUCGAGCUCUCAAGCAAAUUGAUCAGUUGGAUAUUUGUGAUAAACUGAAGGAAAUUGUCCCAAGUGAGAAAAGAGUAGAUUGCAGUGAGAGCGAAGAAAAAAGACAAUCAGUUAAUGUCUUUGAGGAGAUUUUAAAUCCACGCUCCAGUUUGCAAAGUCUUGCGUCAUUGGAAACGUCUCAUAUCAGUGCUGACAACGCUGCUUUUGUCAGUGAUGCCAACAAAUAUUUUAUUGACCCCCAAAAACCAGGCAUUUGCUUAAUCAUCAAUCAAGAGAAUUUCUACAGAGAAGUUGACCAACGAUAUCGAGAUUUGCUUCCACGUCAAGACAAUAAACUGGAACCUAGAAUUGGUACACAAUACGAUAGAGACAAGCUUGAAACCACUUUCAAACAAUUCGGUUUCAAAACUCUUGUCGUAAAUGAUCUCACCCACUUGCAAAUGCUCGAAAAAAUCGAACAAGUGGUAAAAUCUGUCAACACCGAAUCGAGUCUUUUCAUUUGUAUCAUGUCUCACGGUGAUGUGGGAGUCGUUUACGGCGUUAAUAGUUGUCAAGUCGACGUGAAAACAAUCAAACGUGUGAUGUGUACCAAAAAUCGUCCAUGUUUAUCGGGGAAACCCAAAGUUUUAAUCCUCCAGUCUUGCCAAGGCACUAGAUGUCAAAAAAUCAAAUCAGAUGAUGAUUAUGAGACAGAUGGCCCCACGUCGUCACCUGUAAAAGAGUCGGUGCCCCCAAUCGCAGAUUUGUUCACUUUCUGGGCCACAGUUCCGGGAUACGGUGCAAUAAGGAACAAGAAAACAGGCUCGUGGUUUAUCCAAUCCCUGUGUGAUAAAAUGAAACAAUUGGGGGACAAAUACCACUUUGAUGAUAUCUGUACGAGUGUCAUUGGGGACGUGAGUAGCAAAAAGUGGUGCCAAGUCAAGGACGAGGUCGCCAUGGUACCAGAAAAGGAAUCCACGUUGAGGAAAUUGUUCUAUUUACCGCCCAUUAGAUUGUAAGUAAAAAUAGUGACAUGGGAGUUAAGUUGGCAACAUUGAAACAGCGUUGCCACUGAUUUGCAGAAUCACAGGUCACUAAUUAUUUUUUAAUAAUCUUGUGAGUUAAAAAAUAGUAACCUGACAAAUAAGUUGGCAAUAUUGAAACAAUAUUUUUAUUUCUGUAUUUGUCGCCCAGUGUAAAUUAAAAAAAUUGUGACCUGGAAAUUAAGUUGGCAGCAUUGAAACAGCGUUGCUAAUUUAAUUACAAAGUCACAGGACACUGUUUUACUAUUAAUUAAGUUUUUAUAGUAACCUGACAAAUAAGUUGGCAAUAUUGAAACAAUAUUUUUAUUUCUGUAUUUGCCGCCCAGUGUAAAUUAAAAAAAUAGUGACCUGGAAAUUAAGUUGGCAGCAUUGAAACAGCGUUGCUAAUUUAAUUACAAAGUCACAGGCCACUGUUUUACUAUUAAGUUUUUAUAAAAAAUUGUUUUUUUUUAAUUUCUACAACAAAAAUAAAAAACUCGAAAACA
Molecule: messenger RNA, 2270 nt
Organism: Tribolium madens (black flour beetle)
Lineage: Eukaryota; Metazoa; Arthropoda; Insecta; Coleoptera; Tenebrionidae
Product: caspase-8
Exons: 5
Coding region: 76-1761 (561 amino acids)
Biological process (GO): proteolysis; execution phase of apoptosis; apoptotic process
Cellular component (GO): cytoplasm
Source: RefSeq, a predicted model, not a curated record